ACAGACAUGAUCUGUGGAGGCAACUGGGAGGCGAGACGAGGCGAGGUGGAUGAUCAUUCAUGACUACUGUGUGUUGUUGUUUGUUUUGCUCGUGCUUGUUGCUUUUGCGUGGAUGUGCUGCCAUUGCCAACUAACAAUUUGCAUAGGUAAUGGGUAUUCAAACCUAGGCACUCGGUAUUGCAAAAAUGUGUGCGCUCGUGUCGAGAAUGAUCCAGAGACCACACAACAAGUGGAAGGUUUCGCAUCGGCUGGCCUAGCGCAUUGACUUUUGGACAGAAUUUUCGGUCGCGGCGUGACAGAGAGAAUGGAAAAUUGGAUCGAACCACGAAUGAAUUGGACGAGGAAUGCCUCUGUGCUCGCCUCUGUGCUCGGGGGACUGUGUAGGCGCGAGAGUCUGUUGAUUCUUUUGACUGCACAUGUGCAUGUUCGUCCUAUAGAUCAGCAGAUACGUCAGCUCUCGCAAGUCAAGUCAGUC
Colletotrichum acutatum is the source of this 475-nucleotide messenger RNA. RefSeq lists its product as uncharacterized. Lineage: Eukaryota; Fungi; Ascomycota; Sordariomycetes; Glomerellales; Glomerellaceae. The coding region runs from base 50 to 265 and encodes 71 amino acids. The transcript has a single exon. The record is from RefSeq and is a predicted model, not a curated record.